AAAUCCCGGUGCUCGACACUGUUGAAUUAGACCUUUCAGAGAUUGGACGGACGUAACGUUUUAGAUCUACAGUAGAGCCAUGAGUGAACUCGGAAGAUCAUAUUACGGUCGCACGGGAAGGGGACAUCCUGGGACGAGACGGGAUACCAUCUUUACCCCGGGGCUAGUGCGUGAGGUCCGGCGGGCAAAGCUCAACCGCUUUAAGUGCGAGUACCAGCGCCGCUGCGCACGGUUUAGGGAUGAACUUGGACUGCAGGACGAUCUCUUCUUCCCUGAGAGAGACAUGUGUUAUUGUCCAUCCUGCCACGAGAAAAGGGGAGACAUCGAGAUCUACCAGCGCGGAAACCCGCCCAAACCUUACGUCCUGCCGUUGGGCUGGAGCAGAUUUGCUCUGCAGGUUCCCCUGCCACAGGUGAUGCUGCCCCGGGGUGGGACAGUCGCUGCGUUUGACAGCUGGCAGAUGUGUUUCCACGGAACUCUGAAGGACAACGUCAAACCUAUCCUGGAGACAGGGGGACUGCGCCGACCGGGAGAUGACAUUUCCGGAGGAACCCUGAGCCAGAGGAACGGUCACUUCAACGAGGAGUGGAAACCUGAAGGGUUCGACACGCUGCAGGUCUUCGUGUCACCCAGCAUCCGAUACUCCUCCAAGGACGCGUACUCAUCUCCAUAUACCUGGCGAGACAGAGCUACCGGCCAGAAGUACAGGGUGAGGUCGGCGUUUCAGGCCCGUAUCCGCCCGGGCAGCUACAGUAUCGGCCCGACUACCCUGCACCAUGUGCGCCGUGGGGACAGGAUUGACCCCAUCUACGGGAAUGAUGAGAUCGAGUGGUCCACCAAACACGUGGACGCCAUCAUGCUGUAUGGGCUGCUCAUCAAGAUGGAACCUUGUUCUUAAUAUUUGAAAAGAAAAACAAAGGAAAGUCCUUAUAAUGCCAACCUGGACGGGAAAUCACCGGGCAUGAGCUUCGAUUUUGAUUUGAAUGUUCAGCUUUCUUUUAUGCUCCAAGUAACACAUGUUUUGUUCAUGUAUAAUACCCUGACUGUGUUACUGCUGUGACAUGUAUUCCUUUCCCUUGUGCAUACUUCGAUCAAAGGAUGUUGGUGAUUCUAUAUGUGUCGUUUCUUUGUAGACUUAGCCCAUUUAGCCCCAUUAGAAAAAAAAAAUAGUCAAAAAGGGGCAACCCAGCUCUCUGAAAUUGUAAAUGCCUGUAAGUUCUUUAUAAUCUACCUGGGAGUAGCGAUAAUUUAGAUUCACUUUGGAUUAAGAUUGAUUUUAAGCUUUCAUUUAAUAUAUUUAUUAAGGCAAAAUUUGUGAAGGUCUAAGAAAGUUGUUUAUAUGGAAUGAAAGAUGCUGUGCGUACUCGAUUUGACAGUAUACCAGUACACGCAUUUCCCUGUUCACGUAUCUGAAUUCAAUAAUCUUGGAAGUUAACUUUAUCGAAUGUAGAACAUUCUUAUUUGGUGUUUAUUUUAGGGACAUAAUGGGGAUGACUUAAGACUUCAUUAUGAAUACGGUUUGACUAUUUUAACCAUUUUAGUUGUUGGUGAUGUGACUUCUAUGGCCCUGGUAUGGUGGGUUCAUAUUUCUGGCGUAAACAGAACGAUUUUAAAAAGAAACCAAUUAAUCCCAAAAUA
Branchiostoma floridae (Florida lancelet) is the source of this 1638-nucleotide messenger RNA. RefSeq names its product neuralized-like protein 4. Lineage: Eukaryota; Metazoa; Chordata; Leptocardii; Amphioxiformes; Branchiostomatidae. The transcript has 6 exons. The record is from RefSeq and is a predicted model, not a curated record. Bases 80 to 898 code for a protein of 272 amino acids.